ACCAACUGCCGCCGGCAAAUAAAUGGUAUUUGAUGGACGGUUGUGAUUGACUUCAGCUGGUCGCAGGUGAUUAGAAGAAACCAAAUCGAGGUUGUUUAUUCCUCCAGGCAACGAAUCCGGAAGCGUCCAUGGAAUAUGCUGCACAUUCAGGGCUCUCUCUCUCAACCAGAAAGGGUGUUACUGGUAGGUGAUAUUCUGUGUCGGUCAUAAUUCAAUACAAACCGCGCAGCAUUGGAAUCUCGUGAUUGAUAGGAAUCUUGCCUCUAGCACUUCCUGCUGGUCCUUCAGUGCGUGCUUUCAAUCUUAAUGAUGUUUGUUGCUUCGGGACCAUACUUCUGUGUUUCUUCGCCAAUUUCGACGUUUAAGAUCCUCCAAUAGGAGCAUUGUCUCUCAGCAGUAGAUAGUCUUAUGGCUGAGAAAUUGUCUAUGACCGAGCCUUUGAAGAAAUUAAUAAGAGGUGUUAUUCUUGAUUUGGAUGGCACUUUGCUUAACACAGAUGGCAUCGUAGGCAACGUCUUAAAAGCUUUCCUAGGUAAAUAUGGAAAGCAAUGGGAUGGAAGAGAAGCUCAUAAGAUAGUAGGAAAGACACCAUUUGAAGCGGCUGCCGCAAUAGUGGAAGAUUAUGGUCUUCCUUGCUCAACUAGUGAAUUUCUCUGUGGAAUUUCACCAAUUUUUUCUGAUCAGUGGUGCAACAUCAAAGCACUUCCUGGUGCCAAUCGGCUGAUUAAACAUUUGAGGAAUCAUGGGGUUCCAAUGGCCUUGGCAUCAAACUCUCCAAGGGAAAGCAUAGAAGCCAAAAUAUCUUACCAUGAUGGAUGGAAAAAUUCUUUCUCUGUUAUACUUGGUGGAGAUGAAGUCAGAACUGGGAAACCUUCUCCUGAAAUAUUUCUUGAAGCUGCUAAGAGGUUAAAUGUUGAGCAUUCCAGCUGUCUUGUCAUUGAGGACUCUCUACCUGGUGUUACUGCAGGUAAAGCGGCUGGAAUGGAAGUAAUUGCUGUACCAUCACUUCCUAAACAGUCCCAUCUCUACACUGCUGCAGAUGAGGUGAUCAAUUCGCUGCUUGAUUUACACCUUGAGAAGUGGGGUCUGCCUCCAUUCGAAGAUUGGGUGGAGGGUACUUUGCCAAUAGAUCCUGGGCGUAUUGGUGGUCCUGUUAUCAAGGGAUUUGGUCGUGGCUCAAAAGUACUGGGGAUCCCUACAGCUAAUUUGUCAACUGAAGGCUACUCAGAUCUCCUUAUGGAACAUCCUGCGGGUGUUUAUUUUGGGUGGGCUGGAUUAUCUACAAGAGGUGUUUACAAAAUGGUCAUGAGCAUAGGCUGGAAUCUAUAUUUCAACAACAAGGAAAAGACUAUAGAACCCUGGUUACUUCAUGACUUUAAUGAGGAUUUCUAUGGCGAAGAACUGCGGCUUGUUAUCGUUGGUUAUAUACGUCCUGAGGCCAAUUUUCCAUCCCUUGAAAGCCUGGUGGCUAAGAUUCAUGAAGAUCGCAGAAUUGCUGAAAGAGCCCUUGAUCUUCCCUUGUAUUCAAGUUACAAGAAUGACCCAUAUUUAAGAAGCUCAUAGCGAUGUGGUGCAGGUCAUUCAUUGGCUUCACAAGAUUAAUUCUGUUGAUCUCUUGGGUAAGAAUCCUUUGAGCUCUCAGAUUUUAUUGUCCCAGAAAGCCUGCUAUUUGGGCUAGAAAUACUGAUUUACUCUUAGUUUCAAAACUUCUUUCUUCUUCCCUGUAAACUGACUGACUCAGUCAGAUCAAACUGUUCGAAUGCCAUGCUCAUUAAAUUAUAGAACAUGCAUAUCCAGAAAUAAAUCAAAAUCACUUUAUUUGAAUUCGAUAAUUUGAUUCU
Molecule: messenger RNA, 1841 nt
Organism: Neltuma alba
Lineage: Eukaryota; Viridiplantae; Streptophyta; Magnoliopsida; Fabales; Fabaceae
Product: bifunctional riboflavin kinase/FMN phosphatase
Exons: 11
Coding region: 409-1563 (384 amino acids)
Biological process (GO): riboflavin biosynthetic process; FMN biosynthetic process
Molecular function (GO): riboflavin kinase activity
Source: RefSeq, a predicted model, not a curated record